This is a messenger RNA of Dendronephthya gigantea, 1765 nucleotides long. RefSeq names its product major facilitator superfamily domain-containing protein 3-like. Gene Ontology annotation, biological process: transmembrane transport. The record is from RefSeq and is a predicted model, not a curated record. Bases 73 to 1542 code for a protein of 489 amino acids. NCBI's taxonomy places the organism in Eukaryota, Metazoa, Cnidaria, Anthozoa, Malacalcyonacea, Nephtheidae. Gene Ontology annotation, cellular component: membrane. Gene Ontology annotation, molecular function: transmembrane transporter activity. The transcript is spliced from 3 exons.
ACCACAAGUUGCCAUAAGUGAAGUUCACUGGUGUGGAACUGAAAUCAAGGACAUUUAUGAUUGUUUUCCAUAAUGAGAUUAGUUCUUCUCUUGUGGCUUUUAUAUUUUCUACAAGGAGUUCCAUAUGGCUUUCAAACGAAAUUCUUACCGGUAUUUUUAAGGAGUUAUUCGUUAUCUUUGACGCUGAUCAGCCUAACUCGACUGUUGAGUUUACCCUGGCUGUUAAAACCAUUGUGGGCUCCUUUUGUUGACAAUUAUGGUUCCGUAAUAUCGUGGAUAAAAUAUAAUUUAGUGGGAAUGGCUCUGUGUUAUUUGGUAGCCUCGUGUAUUCCAAUGAAUAGUGUUAUGUCUAUUGUUACUGUUAUGGCGUUAUUGAAUAUCAUGGCUGCUACUGAAGACAUUGCUGUUGAUUCGUUGUUUGUCAAUCAUUUUACUCCUGAUAGAAUCGGAAUGGGUAAUAUUGCUCAGGUUGUUGGUUAUAAAACCGGAACACUACUUGGAGGUGGUCUCCUUGGCUGGCUUUCUUCUUUUUGUCCAUGGGAACAAUUAUUCUUUUUUCUCUCUGUGAUAUACAUGAUUUCAGCAUUUUUUAUAUGUUCAUCCUUCUUUAUCAAUUUAACACAAUUUGAGGGUAAACAGGCUAAAAGCACUGCAAAAAUAACGACUGAACAUGAAGAAAAAAUGAUUGAAACACAUAACAAUAUGUGGAAAACUAGUACCCUUUGUGUUGACCAAAUGAAAGACAAAGAUUGUAAAACAGAGAAAAUUAGAGCUGUAAAAAGAAGGCAAAAUUUUCAGAUUAUGGAAACAGAUGAACAAGAAAAAUCUGCUACAACUAAAAACUUUCAUUUCUCAUAUCUUUCAUUGCAAAAGUCAAGAAAUUAUGUUCGAAAAACAUUGGAAACUUAUGUUAAAGUGUAUCAAAAUGUAUUGAACUCAGAUGGUACAAAAUGGACAAUAGUUUAUGUCUUGAUUUACAAACUUGGUGAGCAAGGUAUAAUUUCAAUAGUGCCGAUGUUUUUACUUGAUAAUGGAGUAUCAUCAUCAAACACAGCAAUGAUAACUGGUGUUUUAUGUCAAUUUUGUUCAAUCUUUGGAUCUCUAAUUGGUGGAAUGCUGUUUUCUAAUUGGGAAAGCCUGCAUAGUACACUGGCAGUUAUAUCAUCCAUAAGAUUCGUUGCUAUCUUUGUUCUGACUUGGCUUGGAUCCCUCAAUUCAAUAAAUAUUAAUUGGAUUUGGUUCAUUUUAUUUGAUUGUCUUCUUCAUUUAGUCUCUGGCAUGGUAACAACACUCACAUUUACCCUCAUGGUUGCUUGUUCACAAAAAUGUCCUAAAAUCUUCUCUGCCACACAUUAUUCCACUUUAGCAACUUUUGAAGUUCUUGGAAAGCUAUGUAUGGUGUCGAUUUCUGGAAUAGUGGUUGAUCUAAUUGGCUAUAUCAAUUUUUUCACCGUCUGCACUUGUCUUGCCGUAUUUCCGAUAGUUCUGUUGGGAACAGGGUCAAAAUACAAGACAGAGAAACUCAUUCUAAAUGAGGAUUAAGACACAAAAGCUUUUUAUUUUAACAACGUUUUGAUUUGAAUCUUUCAUCAAUAACUCGUAAUCCAGUUUAUUUAUCAUAUCCGUAGAAAUUCUGUUCUUAAAUUCGAUUUCUCGUCGAGUUUUCCUAUUCCCAAACUCCUCUAUCCCCUGGGCUCUGGCCCUGAUAUCCCAUUUCUAAAAUAUUCCUAAAUAUAGCCUGAAAUUUAUAGUUUUAGAAUUAUGU